AAAAGUUAGUUGAUAUUCUCUAGCGAGCGGUGUCUUUUCUAGUUUCACGCAUAUAUAAUGAAAUUGCAACAAUCACGACAACAUCAACAACAACAAUCCACUCAAGUGCAAGUGCAAAAAACUACAAUUAUGGUUGUUGAUGGUAAUAGCGACGAUCAAUCAACUAAACAAACAAUACGAACAAACCAACAUCAAAUCGUUGCUAAUAAAAACUACGAACCAAAGCAACAACAGCAUGAACAACAAAAAUAUCAACUGCACCGGCCGCAAAAAUCUAACAAACCGUCCAAACAGCAAUUUUUACAUUCAAUGCCCAUAAACAACAGCAACUGCAGUAACAGAAAGAUAACAGCAAAUGUGGGUGUUGGUGGCAACGAUAGCGGCAUGUCUACUGGUGCCAGUACCCCUACCGGUCGAGCCCAUACUGCGCAGAAACUCUAUGCUAAAGCGUUAUAUGAUAAUGUUGCUGACUCACCAGAUGAACUGGCCUUCAGAAAGGGCGACAUUCUUGCCGUCAUUGAGCAGGACACCGAUGGUUUGGUUGGAUGGUGGUUGUGCACAUUACGCGGCCGUCAGGGUCUUUGUCCUGGCAAUCGUUUACGAAUUUUAAAUUCCUAUGAUUCCGGCUGUUUUUCACCAUCACCAGCAUCGUCACCGUGCCCUUCAUUGGCUGCGAGUACAGCCACUUUAAACAGUUCCAUUUGUUCGGCCGACAUUUAUGAGAAUACAUCGAUAAUUAGCAGUCCGGGAAGCACUACUAAUGGCAGUGCCAACGGCUCUAUUAGUGCCAGUCAAACGCAUUUAAAUACGACAAUAGCUGGUAAUGCUGUCACAGUGAAUAAUUUACAGCAACAACAGCAACAACAGCAACGUCAAGGCAUACGAAGGUCAUGGCAUGUUUCGCCCAAUAAGGUCAUCACACCCCAAAGACAUGGUGAUGUAUAUGUCUACCAUACACCAGCUCCCAUUAUUAGUUAUCCCUCAACUAAUACCACUGCCAUCACUACCGCAAAUCUCUUGGAAUCGUAUCCAUCACAUCAACAACUUUACCAAAAUUUACCAACAACAAAAUUCAUAAGUCACGAAUUUGAAAAUUACGAUAUACCGAAACCGGCCAUUCCGGUUAACUACGAUUUACCGAAAAAUCUUAAUCGUACAAUAAUGGCUCAUUUGCCAACAUCAACACCAACAUCUGCGACAUCCGCUGCUAUCAAUACGAUGAUAAACACUUGUGCAACAGUUAUACAAGAAGAAAAUUAUGAUAUACCCCGUCCGUUAGCGGGUAGCAUAUUGCAGCAUCAGCAUACUUUAACACCUAGUAGUUCGAAUUCAUCUUUGCUAACGAGUGAUAGUUUAAGUUUAUCAUUCUCUUCAUCAAAUCGUUCCUCAUUGGCUAAUAUGCCAGAUUAUGAUGUACCCAGGCGUAAUCCAUUGCCAGUACGUACCGUUUUACAGCAGCAACAGCAACAGCAUCAACAACACCAACAACACCAACAACACCAACAACACCAACAACACCAACAAAUGCAGCAUCAAUCGCAACAAAGACCCAACUCAAGAACAUCGCUAAAUGGCAAUUGCUUAUCUUACGAUUUCCCUUUACCAAUCUCGAAUACGAGCUUAGAGAAGACGGGAGCUCAAGCCUUAUUAAUUACCAAAGAAUUACCACUAGAAUUAUCGUCGGCACUGGAAACCUUGGCCAAAUUGCAAUCGGAAACAACUACAGCUAUAACAAGAUUACUUUCUUUUGUGUCGCCUGAUUGGCGUACGCAUGAUAAAUUAGAACCGGUCUUGAUGGAAGUAAAAUUGGCUGUUGUACGUUUACGUACCGCUUUACACGAUUUGACCGAGUUUGGUGAGGGAGCCCUCGGCAAUGCAGCACGCUCUGAAGAUCGUACAUUAGCUCAAAAGAUACGACCAAUUAUAAGAGCACUACGAGAUGCUAAUAAAUUAGUUCAAGACUCUUGCGAAACAUUAGAAACUAAAGGCGGCUGGUGUUUAGAAAAUUUAACACGAAAUGAGGACAAAAAUGUUUGUAAGCCACCGGAUAGUUUAGAUCAAUUAGUCGCUUGUGCGCAAACGCUAACUGAGGAUGUGCGAUCAACAACAUCAUUUAUACAAGGCAACGCUUCAUUGCUAUUCAAGCGACAUUUACCGGAACUGAUAGAAGAGAUCCCAACACAAAAUCCUAACGAAAAUGACGAACAACGAAACGCCACAGAGUGGUUAGAAGAUUAUGAUUACGUAUCGUUUGAAUCCAAAGAUGCAGCUGCUAAGAAAAAUUCAGUCUUGCGAGAGGCUAUACCUGAAAAUUUAAAAAACAAAUUCGAUAAUGUUUUAAAGGCGGCCGAAAAUACGGUCAUUACUGUUUCUAAUACUUUGCCGACAACACCGAAUGGUAAGAAGGCCUGCAGCGAAUUAACCGACAAAGAUAAAAUGCUUGUGCGUUAUUAUGCGGUGCAAAUUUCUACACAUAUGGGUAAUUUAAGGCAAGCCAUUGACUCAUUUCUGGAGACAGUCGAAAAAAAUCAACCGCCGAAAUUUUUUAUAGCUUAUGGUAAAUUUGUGGUAGUAAGCGCUCAUAAUUUGGUAACUAUAGGCGAUAUAGUGCAUCGUAAUGUGUCGAAAAGCGAUUUAAAAGAGAAAAUAUUGCGGUGCACGGACGCCUUAUCGGAGGCGCUCAAAACGUGUGUGCUUAAAUCGAAACAAGCAGCCGCUCAUUUUCCAAGUGUAACCGCCGUACAAGAAAUGGUCGACUCAGUUGUCGACAUCAGUCAUUUGGCAUCAGAUUUGAAAACAGUUAUGUUGCACGCAGUACAAUUAACUAUAUAGAGUGACAAAAGGCAGAAAAUACAAGAGAGAGAGAGAGAGAGAGAGCGAGACAGAGACAGCGAAGAGAAUGUAAACUUGGAUACUUGUGUGGGGAACAUAUUAACACAAAAAUCGAGUUGAAAGAAAUGAAAUCAUUGCAAUAAAAUUGAUGGCAGCGAUCAGCAUUUACUAUAGAGGAUCAUCGCAAUUUAAAUAGUCUGACAAAUAGCAUAUUGUUCCUUAAAAGAAACAAAAUUUACUUAGAAUUAGUAUAACAGUAAGCAUGAGGAGGCAAGAUAAACCAAGCUCCACCUAUUCGCUUCAAUUUGUUUGAUUUGAUUUAUGUACAGAAGAGCUGAAAUUAUUUCUUGUUGUUUCUUUUUUCUUUUAUAUUCUUUUG
This is a messenger RNA of Glossina fuscipes, 3211 nucleotides long. RefSeq names its product breast cancer anti-estrogen resistance protein 1 (gene p130CAS). The coding region runs from base 58 to 2832 and encodes 924 amino acids. Gene Ontology annotation, cellular component: cytoplasm; plasma membrane. The record is from RefSeq and is a predicted model, not a curated record. Lineage: Eukaryota; Metazoa; Arthropoda; Insecta; Diptera; Glossinidae. Gene Ontology annotation, molecular function: protein binding. The transcript is spliced from 5 exons. Gene Ontology annotation, biological process: cell migration; cell surface receptor protein tyrosine kinase signaling pathway.